Molecule: messenger RNA, 1242 nt
Organism: Aspergillus mulundensis
Lineage: Eukaryota; Fungi; Ascomycota; Eurotiomycetes; Eurotiales; Aspergillaceae
Gene: exg1
Product: glucan 1,3-beta-glucosidase
Exons: 3
Coding region: 1-1242 (413 amino acids)
Biological process (GO): glucan catabolic process
Cellular component (GO): extracellular region; cell surface
Molecular function (GO): glucan exo-1,3-beta-glucosidase activity
Source: RefSeq, a predicted model, not a curated record
AUGCUUUCCCGGAUCUCCCAAGUGGCCUGUUUGGCCCUCCCACUUUUGACCGCUGGUGCUUCAGCUGCAAGUCUUCUACGGUCUCGUGCAAGUGCCACUGCCGAUAAAAUCCGCGGAGUCAACCUCGGUGGCUGGUUUGUCCUCGAGCCUUGGAUUACCCCGUCACUAUUCGAUGAAGCUGGUGACGAGGCCGUCGACGAGUACACCUUGACAAAAAUUCUAGGCUCGGAGAAAGCUGCAGCCAUUCUGUCCGAUCAUUGGAGCACUUUCAUCACCGAGGAAGACUUCUCGCUCAUUUCUCAAGCAGGCCUGAACUAUGUCAGGAUCCCCAUAGGUUACUGGGCGGCUGCUCCCCUUGACGGAGAGCCUUAUGUCCACGGUCAACUUGAGCACCUUGAUAGUGCCGUUGCCUGGGCCAGAGCUCACAAUCUCAAGAUUAUUUUGGAUCUGCAUGGCGCACCGGGCUCGCAGAACGGAUUCGACAACAGUGGACGCAGAGGGCCUAUCGGAUGGCAAAAAGGAAACACCGUACCACAAACCCUCCUGGCUUUUGAGGUCUUGGCCCAAAGGUAUCUACCCGAUGAUGACAUUGUAACGGUCAUUGAGGCUCUGAAUGAGCCUCACAUCCCUGGCGGCAUUAACCAGGACCAACUCAAAGAAUACUACCAAGAAACCAUGACAAGAGUGCGGAGGAACAGCCCCGAGGCGACCUUGCUAUUCCAUGACGGGUUCUUACAAACGGAAAGCUGGAAUGGCUUCAUGACCGGAGAGAACGUUAUGGUAGACACCCAUCACUACGAAGUUUUCGAAAGUGGCCAGAAUGGAUGGAGCAUUGACAAGCACAUUGAUGCCGCUUGCCAACUCGGCCGUCAGCAUCUCCAGGCUGUCGACAAGCCCGUUAUCGUGGGUGAGUGGACAGGAGCUCUCACUGAUUGUACGAAAUACCUGAACGGCAAGGGCAUCGGGGUUCGCUACGACGGUUCGCUUGCCGGGCAAGCAGCAGUCGGCCCUUGUGGAAGUAAAAGUGCCGGUAGCGUGGCUGGCUUGAGCCCAGAUGAGAUCGUGAGCACACGCCGCUAUAUUGAGGCUCAACUGGAUGCAUAUGAGCUGAGAAAUGGUUGGGUGUUUUGGACUUGGAAGACCGAAGGAGCUCCUGGUUGGGAUAUGCACGAUUUACUCGUGAACGGCGUUUUCCCUCAACCUUUGAGUGACCGAGAGUUCCCCAACCAGUGCAAGUUUUGA